AUGCCUAAUAUCGAAUCUAUUAUUAAUACAGCACCAGCAUUAAAUGCUAAGUUUUAUACCGAUGACAUUCAGCCCGUAAUUAUAACAGGCAAUGUGAAAAUAAACUUAAAAAAACAAACCACAAUUAAAAAAAUAACAAUAUCUUUAAAAGGAUUUUCAGCUACUAUCUCAAGAGAUGAGGUCCAAAGUUUAGAAAUGCAAAAAUACGCAAUGUCCACCAUCCCUGUAUUUUUUACAAACUAUUUAACCCCAUCAAUCUCUACAAUUGCCAUGUUGGUUGAUGAGAAUGACCAAGUUUUCCCCCCUAAAGAAGUUCGAUUAAAUUCAAAAAGCAGUAAAGGGUAUCAGUUACAAGCUGGUCAACAUACCUUCCCCUUCAAGUUUACUUUACCAAGCGAACCAAAGUAUAUGUCUACAUCUGCGAGGAACAGCAAGAUAGCCCCCAAUCUUUCCUAUAGCAAAUUAAUGAAAUAUUUAGAUUAUAAUGGUUACACCAAUAAACUACCCCCAUCUUUCAAUAUCUACAUAGGUGAAGAACAAGAGGGCUCUUUGCCUAUCCUAAAAAUGGAUUUUGAAGAAUGGUGGUAUCAAUUUGGUCAGAUAAAAUAUUAUGUUAAAGUUGAGGUUGAUGUUGGAUCAGGUGGUAAUUUUUUAAAAGCUAUUACCAAAAAAAAUCACUACAAUCACAAGCUAAUAGAGUUUUUGCCUAAUCAAAGAAGAAUGUAUUCCCCAGAAAGUAUUAAUAAUCAUAUUGACUCCACUAGCGACGAAUUCUACAAGGGCAGGCCAAGAUUUUUAUUCUAUUUGAGUGAUAUAUCUGAUAUUAUUUUCCACAAAAGCUUUACGCAAUUAUCAACAAGGGAUUUUUUUGAAGUUUGUAGAAUGGAUAACAUAUUUGAAAAAGGUAGAUUAGAUAACUUUGUUAUAUUUUUCCAAAAUUCGGUACCUUCAAAGGAAAUAAUCAUUGAUAACUUUUCUGUUGAUUUAUUGGAAAGAGUUAUUUAUCGUUCUGGUAAGAAUUCAGACGAAAACUAUUCUCUUUUGCACUUGUUCAAAUUGAAAAAUAUAGAAUAUGUUAUAAGUCCACAAGAUAUCACUUUAAUGAAACCUAUUAAAGGCAAUAAUAAUAAAUGUUGUGAGGAUGGAGAAAAGGGGCAACUUUUCUUUGAUAACGAUAACACCUUUUAUGGAUUUAAAAUACCCAUUUUGCAGUUGAAUAAAUGUUUGAAAGAUUACAAAUUUAACCAAGAUGACCAUAUACAUAAGGGCAAUAGACUAUACAGUUUUAAAUCAAGCCAUAUUGAACGUAGCUUUAAAUUUAGAGUGCAUUUGGAUUUUAUUUAUAAAAAUAAGACCUAUACACAUACAAUCAAUACAGAUGAGAUAGAAAUUAGAUGCGAAGAAGGUUUGCCAAUAUAUUUUGGGGAUCAGACGAUAAAUGAAAAUGUGGAUGGAGAGGGUUUGCCUCAAUAUAGAGCUUAA
Molecule: messenger RNA, 1482 nt
Organism: Saccharomycodes ludwigii
Lineage: Eukaryota; Fungi; Ascomycota; Saccharomycetes; Saccharomycodales; Saccharomycodaceae
Gene: ART10
Product: Art10p
Exons: 1
Coding region: 1-1482 (493 amino acids)
Biological process (GO): protein transport
Cellular component (GO): cytoplasm
Source: RefSeq, a predicted model, not a curated record